AUGGAGCAGGUCAAGGAGGCCGUGGCGCACCAGUUGUGCCGUAGCGCGCUGCGCGACGAGAUGGCCGUGUCGCAGAUCCUUGAGGUUAUCAGGCCCGUCCUGCCUCUUGCAAGGAGCUGCUACGACGACACGGUGGAAACCAUCGAGAGCAGUGACUUGGCCUACAUGAUGGUCGUGGACGGCUGCUUCUUGCUCGCGGUGAUGUCCAUCCUCACCAGAAACUACCCUGAACGGCUGGAGCACUCGUCUUUGACACACGGCCGGAUGUUGCGGAUCAUGAAGGACAUCCUGCUGUUUGAGAACCAGAUCCCCUGGGCCGUGAUGCGCAGGCUCUUUGAUAUGUGGCCUGUCCCAGUCGUCGACCAGUUCGUCUCCAUGGUCCUCGCCUACUUCGACUUCGACCGGCACCUCGGCCUGAAAGGUCCUGAUGCGCCGGAGGGCAACGGCGGCGGCGCCGUCAGGUACUGCGACUACGCGCGGCCUUUCGCCCACUUCACGUCGGCGGUGGAGCUCGCGGAGGCCGGCAUCCACCUCCACGGCAGCGGGACGUGCCGUGUCAAGGACGUGAGGGUGGCUCAAGAGCCUCGGUCGUUGCUCCGAAUCGGGCAGCUCGUCCUCCCGAAGCUCGCGCUCAGCUGGCUGCCGCGCUGCUGGCUCAUCAACAUGGUAGCGCUGGAGUGCGUGACGGACCGGUCCGACCGCAGCGGCGUGAGCUCCUACCUCGCCAUCCUCGGCUCCCUCGUCCGCGCGGAGCGGGACGUGGAGGAGCUCCGCUCCAGGCGGAUACUCUUCAGCACCAUGAGCGACCAGCGAACCGUGGAGUUCUUCGAGGGCAGCCUCCCCCGCUGA
Messenger RNA from Miscanthus lutarioriparius, 849 nucleotides. Lineage: Eukaryota; Viridiplantae; Streptophyta; Magnoliopsida; Poales; Poaceae. The record is from the annotation of a GenBank genome assembly.